Molecule: messenger RNA, 1458 nt
Organism: Betta splendens (Siamese fighting fish)
Lineage: Eukaryota; Metazoa; Chordata; Actinopteri; Anabantiformes; Osphronemidae
Gene: ifi44g
Product: interferon induced protein 44g
Exons: 10
Coding region: 107-1207 (366 amino acids)
Source: RefSeq, a predicted model, not a curated record
ACCAUCCGUUCAUCCUCACAGUGAGUCUGAGUUUCACUUUCAUUUGCUCUGAAAGGGAACCGCCUCCGUUGUUUCGUCCUCCGCUGCUUGGUUCAGUAGAUGAGACAUGGCGUUUUCGUUCAACAACACGAAUAAAGACGCGCCACUAAAGUCCAGGGGCUUUACUUUGGGGUCAAGUUUUUCAUUUCCAGCUACUUUAUCCCAGUCCACCGACACCAAAGCAGUGGAGUCCAGUGCUCCCAUCAGUGGACCAAAGCUGAAAGAUGAAGAACUACGUGAGUUGAGAAAUGCACUCACUGCAACCCAACCUGCAAAAGGCAGAAUUAAGAAAAUGAACCAGUCUUUUAAUUUCACAAAAUAUGAGCCCAAAUUGGAAUCUCAGUGGAGAAAUGUAGAGUGGACGGAAGAGAAAAAGACCAGUCUGAUGAAGACUAUCAGUUCCUACAAGCCGAGCUGUGAUGACGUGUCUCAGGCCCGGAUUCUCCUCCUGGGUCCAGUCGGUUCUGGAAAGUCCAGUUUCAUCAGUUCAGUUCAGUCCGUGUUCGGUGGGAGAGUCACCAACCGAGCCAUGGUGGGUUCCUCCUCCAGCAGCUUCACCAGAAAGCUGCAGUCCUUCAACAUUCGCGCUCAGAAGGGAAAGGAUCCCACUGGACUGGUGCUGUGUGAUACUAUGGGCCUCGGGGACGGAGACAUGACGGGACCCACGCUCCACGACAUCCUGUCUGUGAUUAAAGGCCACGUAGCGGACGGACACAAGUUCAGCCCAGAUCAGCCAGUGAGCUCAGAGACCCCGGGCUACGUGAAGGCACCGGGUCUUAGAGGCAGAAUCCACUGCGUGGUGUUUGUGGUGGACGCCUCACAAAUACUGCAGUACCCCAAAGGCCUCAGCAGCACCUUCCAGCAGCUGCGAGAGCACAUCAGCGACCUGGGUGUUCACCAGGUGGGUCUGCUCACCCAUGUGGACAAAGUUAGUGUGGAAACAGGCAAAGAUGUCAGCCAGGUUUACCAGAGCAGCGUCGUCAAGGAGACGGUGUCUAAGGCUGCAGCUCUGUUAGGAAUGUCCACGUCCUCCAUCGUGCCUGUAAAGAACUACUCAUCAGAGCUGGACCUGGACACCAACACUGACGUUCUGCUUCUCAGCGCUGUCGACCUCAUCCUGCAGUACGCUGACUUGUAUUUCCAGGACAACGUGCAUCCAAAGAUCUAAUAUUUCAGUGAUCUGUUGUUUGUAUGUUUUUUUUUCUUUCUUAGUCUAACCAGAACUACUCUAAUUUGUCUUUAAAACAACUUCAGCAUCUGUUGUUACUGACACCACCUGUUAUAUUUAAUUUUUGUUUUUUAGUUUUUCAACUAAACCUUCAUAAAUUGUGAAUACAACGUGGACCAAGAAUUACAGACCAUAAUGAAAAAAGAAAAUAAAGCAAUGUGACAACUGCAUUAAAACCUGAAUUAAGCUCA